Molecule: messenger RNA, 3419 nt
Organism: Hyposmocoma kahamanoa
Lineage: Eukaryota; Metazoa; Arthropoda; Insecta; Lepidoptera; Cosmopterigidae
Gene: Gyc32E
Product: guanylate cyclase 32E
Exons: 25
Coding region: 16-3126 (1036 amino acids)
Biological process (GO): cGMP biosynthetic process; intracellular signal transduction; protein phosphorylation
Molecular function (GO): protein kinase activity; guanylate cyclase activity; ATP binding
Source: RefSeq, a predicted model, not a curated record
AGACCUUCGUUGCAUAUGGACAAAGAUAGCCUCUCUCUAAGAGUGAUGACCCAAAUGCGUGACCUGGGAGUGGUGGCGUUCUUCGGCCCUGACGGAACCUGUCACACCGAGGCCAAGCUGGCUGCGGCGUGGAAUCUGCCUCUUAUCUCACACAAAUGUGCGGGUGCGCGGUCGUCUCACGGAGCAGGCGCAGGCCUCGGGGUGACCUUUGCGCGCACGCUGCCGCCGGCGUACAAAGUCAGCAAAUCCGUCGUGGCGCUGCUGCGCGCCUUCGGAUGGACCAAGUUCGCAAUAGUGGCGGGUGACGAAUUGACCGCCGCUGACCAGCAAAUGGAUGCAAUUAAACCUCUUUCCCAAUCAGUGGGUAUCGUGCUAUAUGAAACCUGUGAAAACCGUCAUGACCUGAAUCCCCACAAGCUACAAGAAUUGGAGAGGAUCAUCGAUGCAAUCGCCUAUAAAUCCCGUAUCUACGUAUUCCUGGGCGAGCACAUCGCGCUGGUGGACUUCGUGAAGGUGCUGCAACGGCGAGGGUUGCUGGCAGAUGGGGCUUAUGCCGUGGUGGCGGUUGAUGAUGAGAUUUACGACCCCAGCACGCCGGCUAUCACUUAUACUGAUCUUCUCGGCCAAAACAGCAGUAACGACAUAUUAGCUUUUCGAGCUGUGUUGAAACUGACGCCUUCAUUUCCGACCAACCCCCAUUACCCGGUUCUGUGUCAGAUGAUUCGGGAGCUUUCAGCGGCACCGCCUUUCUGCGUUCCCAAUUAUCAUAAGAUCUUUGACGACACUUCGGUACCAAUAGAAGCAGCUCAUCUCUACGAUGCUGUGACGCUCUGGGCUAGAGCUGCUACCGCGGCCAUGAGGACUGGCCUUCCUCCUACUGACGGAGCCUCUUUGAUGAAGCUGCUACGACCGACUACUUACAGAUCUGUUCAGGGGUUUGAUGUAAAAAUGGACAGCGCCGGUGACGCUGAGGGAAACUUUACUGUGAUCGGUUUAGUAGCUGACCCUUCAGCUCCAGCUGGCUUCAGGGCGCAACCGGUUGCUGCUUUCAGAUACACUAAUUGUUCCACGUUGCUGCCAGAAUUAGUGGGUGGGGUCAACAUAGCCUGGAUAGGAGACAAGCCGCCCUUUGCAGAGCCACCUUGUGGUUUUGACGGUGUUAAAUGCGCCCUGCCACAUGAACCUGGGGUGAUAGCUGCGGCAGCCGCAGUUGCGGCAGCGGCAAUUCUCGCUGCCGCACUUUUGGCGCGGCAUUAUCGAUACGAGCAAAAACUGGCGUCCGUGUUGUGGCGCAUCGAGGCCAAGGACCUAACGUUUAUCACGGCGUGUGCGAGUUUUAUUCUAUCGAUACCCCAAGAUGUGGAAGCGAGACGCGCGCACACGACGAUUGCAUUGUACAGAGGCAACAUCGUAGCCGUGAAACGGCUCAGGAAGAAGAGCAUUGACGUCACUAGAGCUAUAAGGAAGGAGUUGAAGCUGAUAAGAGAACUGCGUCACGAAAAUUUGACAGCAUUCGUUGGAGUUUGCGUCGAAAGUGGAUCUGCCUGCAUCGUGUCAGCCUACUGCUCUCGAGGCUCCCUGGCCAGGGUCCUAGCUGACCGUGACCUUCAUCUGGACGAUAUGUUCGUGGCCAGUCUUGUAGCUGAUCUUUUGAGGGGCCUAACGUAUCUCCAUGAUUCUCCGCUGAUCUCUCACGGGAACCUUACGUCGAGCAAUUGUUUGGUGGACAGCAGAUGGGUGCUGCAGAUAACAGACUAUGGAUUACAUAAUUUGAAAAGUGGUUGCGCUGACGCUGAAGAUGCGCUGCGCGUGGAACGGCGCAUGCUGUGGCGCGCGCCUGAACUCCUGCGCGAUCCCAACCACCCCGCGCGCGGCUCACAGAAGGGAGACGUGUACUCUUUCGGCAUCAUCCUGUAUGAGAUCCUGGGAAGGAACGGACCAUGGGGUGAUACUAGUUUGACAAAUACAGAAAUAAUAGGCCGAGUUCGCCAGCCAAUCGGCGGGGUGCUAUUUCGUCCUCCUCUCUUCGGAUUGGCUGCUCGGCCAUCGGUGCUCGCUGUGCUCAACGCAUGUUGGAGCGAGCGACCCGAUCGUCGUCCCGACUUGCGACUUGUGCGGUUACGACUGAAGGACAUGCACGCUGGAAUGAAAACGAAUAUAUUCGACAACAUGCUAGCGAUGAUGGAGAAGUACGCGGCCAAUUUGGAGAACCUGGUGGCUGCCAGAACUGAACAGCUGUUGCAGGAGAAACGACGCACUGAUGAUUUGCUUAAUCGAAUGCUGCCAAGAACGGUAGCAGAAGCUCUGAAACGAGGGGAAAGAGUCCAGGCUGAAAGUUUCGACUGCGUUACAGUCUACUUUAGCGAUAUUGUCGGCUUUACCAGAAUGGCUGCUACCAAUACACCAAUGCAGGUUGUGGAGAUACUGAACGACCUCUACACGUGCUGCGACGCCAUAAUAUCAUACUAUAACGUAUAUAAGGUGGAAACAAUAGGCGAUGCGUACAUGGUGGUUGGUGGUGUACCUGAACGAUGUUCAAGGCAUGCAGCGGAGGUAGCUUCAUUGGCGUUGCAUGUCUUGGACGCUGUGCCCAAGAUACAGACCGCGGCGAAGCUGUGUAUCAGAAUAGGGAUUCACAGCGGUCAAUGCGCAGCUGGCGUAGUAGGCGUGAAAAUGCCCCGGUACUGCCUCUUCGGGGACACAGUGAACACUGCAGCCCGCAUGGAGUCCAGCGGGGAAUCAGGCCGCAUCCAUGUCAGCAACGACACAUACAAGCUGCUGAAACAUCAUGGCGGCUACCAUCUUAAAGAACGGGGCAUCGUUAAUAUUAAGGGCAAAGGAGAAAUGAAGACUUGGUGGCUAAUAGGAGAAGACCACGACAGAAGAAAAGACUCUCUGUACAGAUAUCAACCAGACGUACGCCACAGCAUCGACUACAACAGUAAUGAAGAUCGGUGGUGGAAGGAAAGGUCCAUUCUGAACAUCAGGGACAGAGCUAGGCUCUCCGUUGGAGGGUCACUGGGGCCUGGUUCCGCAUUGUCUUCGCCAGGACCUCCCGUCUGCGCAUGCUUUGUACCCCCCCGGGAUCACCACUCUGCACCAGUGGUCUCUUUCUGUGAAGACUGACGCUAACAAGCCCACGACUUCCCGUUUUUCUGGAUAAAACAAGAUGACACGCAAACAGACUCUUUUCUUGAAAAAAUAGGUGACAAAGUGUACAUAGCCAAUGAAAAACGUGAAAAAAUGAGAUUAUACGUUAAGGAUAAGUUUACGCCAAAUAAUUCAAUAGCAAAAGACGUGUUUGUACAUGACAACUCCAGAAGAAAUAUGUUUAUGUUAGAUGAGUCUGUGGGAAACAUGUUCUCGCAUGACAAGUUGACAAACGAUAUGUUUAAGAGUAAAUUUAUGGCAAAUAAAUG